AUGCUCACAUAUUUAACAUGUAUUGCUAUAAUUACAACUUGUUAUGCUAUAAGUGCAAAUAAGCAAAUUUCACCCACAAAAAAGGAAAAAUAUCAACCUGGCCCUAAAUUAAUUGAUGAAACUACACGUUGGAGUAAAUGUAUUCCUGACUAUCAAAAUUUGUCAAUUUAUGAUUUUGAAGUAGAGACAUUGGAAGGAGAAUUUAAAGAUUUAAGUGCCUACAAAGGCCAACCUCUUCUUGUUGUUAAUGUCGCUACAUUCUGUGCCUAUACCCAGCAAUAUAUCGACUUCAACCCUUUAAUCGAAAAAAAUUUGGCUAAUGGAGGACAAUUCACAAUCUUGGCAUUUCCUUGCAAUCAGUUCUACCUUCAAGAACCUGCUGAAAACCAUGAAAUAAUGAAUGGUGGAAAAAUAAAAUUUUUUAAAAAUUAUUUAAAAUUUAAAGGUAUUAAAUACGUCCGCCCAGGAAAUGGUUGGAAACCUCACAAAAAUUUGCAUAUUUAUGGAAAAUUGGAAGUUAAUGGAGCUAAUCAACACCCUCUAUAUGAAUUUCUUAAAGAUUCGUGCCCUCAAACAGUCACACAAAUUGGAAAACGUGAAGAACUUAUGUAUAACCCAAUCAAGGUUAAUGAUGUUACUUGGAAUUUUGAGAAAUUCUUAAUCGACGCUGAAGGACGCCCACGCUAUCGAUUCCAUCCAACAGCAUGGUCACAUGGACAAGUUGUUCAGAAAUUUAUUGAUCAAUUAGCUAAAGAAAAACAUGGUGGUUCUCUAAAGCAAGUUGAAGGGGAAAUUCGCAAGCAGUGA
Messenger RNA from Meloidogyne enterolobii, 807 nucleotides. Lineage: Eukaryota; Metazoa; Nematoda; Chromadorea; Rhabditida; Meloidogynidae. The record is from the annotation of a GenBank genome assembly.